GGAGCUCCCGGAAGAGUACUGCCGGCCUUCCUGAAUUGUUGUUGUUAUUAUAUUAGAGCCAACCUAUCGUCUCUCGUGGCAGAAAUAUCGUCUACAAUCGACAACGUUUAGGCCAAGCCCUAUUUAGUGUUUCGAUUUAAUUUAUUUGCGUCGACGGUGACAAAUGUCAACCCCUGCUAGAAGGCGUCUGAUGAGAGACUUUAAAAGGCUCCAAGAAGAUCCUCCUGCAGGGGUAAGCGGGGCACCCUCAGAAAACAACAUAAUGGUGUGGAAUGCAGUAAUAUUUGGACCUGAGGGAACCCCAUUUGAAGAUGGGACUUUUAAACUGACAAUAGAAUUUACAGAAGAGUAUCCCAAUAAACCACCAACAGUUAGAUUUGUGUCCAAAAUGUUUCAUCCAAAUGUAUAUGCUGAUGGCAGUAUAUGUUUGGACAUUCUUCAAAAUCGUUGGAGCCCUACUUAUGACGUGUCCUCAAUUUUAACUUCCAUACAGUCGUUGCUGGAUGAACCAAAUCCAAACAGCCCUGCAAACAGCCAGGCGGCUCAGCUGUACCAGGAAAACAAACGGGAAUACGAAAAGAGGGUUUCUGCAAUUGUAGAACAGAGCUGGCGUGACUGUUGACCCUUGCCCUAGUUUAUGAACACUCUGAUCAGGAGGAAAAUAUAUAUAUAUGAAGUGUUUUGAGUGAUCUUCCUGUUAACUAGAAUCUUUCCAUUUACAUUGUUGACCGGCUAUUGUGCUGUCACCGCCUUCCUUAGCCCCAGCUGGUGCUUUUCCCCUUGGACACCCGAGAGCAUUCGUGUUGAAAUCAAAUGUACUAAACAUGGGUUACUUGCAAAACAAAAUCUUCUAUUUUUAUUUCUCAAAGCAGUUCACCUCAGCCUAUUGGUUCUUCAUCACUUGCUGUUAUAUUGUCUGUCAUAUCAGAUGAAGCCGCUGUAUAUUAAAAACAAAGGGAUAUAUCACUAUUGAUAGCGGAACAUAGUGCAUUUUGGCAUAAUCGUGAGGAUGAGCUGCUGGAGUUAAAUCUUUUAUAUUUGGUUUUAGUAUGACAGAAGAAGUGCAUUGUAUAAGUGCAGUUGUACUAUAUCAUAUGUUUUCUAUUUUAAAUUGAACAAUGCUUAUUUAUGGAUUUGCCGUAGAAGGGAGGGGGCAACAAUUAUCCUUGUUUAGUAUAAAAUGGAGCUUUUAGGCCUGUAGCAACUGAAGAAAUAUACAGGGGAUGCCAUUCAUGGCCUAAUUAAAUAAGAAAAUAUUGCACUGAGGUCAUUUCUUCACGACAUGCCUGGGGUCAACAUGUUCUUUAGAAGGCCGUUCAAAUGGUAUCAACUGAAGCCCAUGAAUUUUUCUUUAGUGGAGACAACGCUAUGAAUUAAGAAAGCAUUUAGUGAUACUGUACCUUACAUUGAAUAUCAGGAAUGUGGUAGCAAGUGGAUAACUAGUGUUUUAGAAAACAGCAAGUCUACACUACAUUUUGUGACCAUUGGGUGUUGUGUAAUACAAAUGUAGGCCAAUCUGAAUGUUUGGGAGUCAUUUGCUGCUUGAGGUAUGAAGUACAUAGCUUCUAAUUGUAAAAGUGGGAAACAGACUUGGUGGACAUAGUGUUUGGAAAUGGCAGAUUCCUAUUUGUUGUGAUUGGAAGCUUGAUUAAAACUCAAGGGUGCUACUUUUUUUUUUCUUUGCAUCAGCGACUAGUAGUGUUUAACUUCCUUUGUUUGCUGGAUGGGAUUAACACUUCAGUUAAUGUAGUUCUGGUCGACGGCUAACACUGACUUAUUUUGUUUUUGCACAAACAGGUUGUGUUUUCUCCAAGUAACCCAUGUAAAACUGUACAUUAUUCUGAACGUGUAAAUAAACAUAUAACCUACUUAUGUUCCUAUGUAAAUA
Molecule: messenger RNA, 1888 nt
Organism: Xenopus laevis (African clawed frog)
Lineage: Eukaryota; Metazoa; Chordata; Amphibia; Anura; Pipidae
Gene: ube2a.L
Product: ubiquitin conjugating enzyme E2 A L homeolog
Molecular function (GO): ligase activity; ubiquitin conjugating enzyme activity
Source: RefSeq, marked provisional